This is a messenger RNA of Anguilla anguilla (European eel), 5588 nucleotides long. RefSeq names its product neural cell adhesion molecule 1a (gene ncam1a). The transcript is spliced from 16 exons. NCBI's taxonomy places the organism in Eukaryota, Metazoa, Chordata, Actinopteri, Anguilliformes, Anguillidae. Gene Ontology annotation, molecular function: protein binding. The coding region runs from base 279 to 2435 and encodes 718 amino acids. Gene Ontology annotation, cellular component: membrane. Gene Ontology annotation, biological process: cell adhesion. The record is from RefSeq and is a predicted model, not a curated record.
AGAGAGACAGAGAGAGAGAGAACGCGCUCAACGCACUAGUUUGUUGAGGUGUAUCCUGCGCGUGUGAUUUCGCCAAGGCGGAUUAAUUCGUGUUGUGUGUGCUACGGCUGCUUCUUGUCACUCAUUCUCUGAGCAGCCUCCGAGCGUACCCCGAGAGCGGCUAAGGAGCAUUUCUUAAAAAUAUAUAAUAUAUAUAUUGAGAAAAACCGAAGAAAAGACUCAGCUACCAAAAGCACUCACAGAAUUCUUCGAGGAACAUACCUUUGUAAGAGAUUGCAAUGCUUCAAACCAGGGAUCUCGUCUGGGCAUUGCUUUUCGUUGGCACUGCAGCUGCCCUGCAGGUGACCAUCACACCAGCCCUAGGGGAGAUGAGCGUGGGGGAGUCCAAGUUCUUUCUGUGUGAAGUCGUUGGCGAUGCUACCGACAUUGAUUGGUUCUUCCCGAGUGGGGAGAAAAUUUCGCCCAACCAACAGGAUGUGAUCGUCACCCGCAACGACGAGGCGUCCUCCACUCUCACCAUCUACAACGCCAACGUGGACAAAGCCGGGACCUACAAGUGUGUGGCCAAGGCCGGGGACAAGGAAUCCCAGGCGACAGUCAACGUCAAAAUCUAUCAAAAAAUCACCUUCACGAACGCGCCCUCCCGUCAGGAGUUCACGGAGGGAGACGACGCUGACAUCGUGUGCGACGUCGUCAGCUCUCCCCCUCCCACCAUCGUCUGGAAGUACAAGCGUCAGAGAGUCGAUUUCGCCAAAGACGUUCGCUACCAGGCCCUGAGCAACAACCACCUGCAGAUCCGCGGCAUCAAGAAGACGGACGAGGGGGAGUACACCUGCGAGGGCCGCAUCAUGUCCCGCGGAGAGAUCGACUUCACCGUCAUCAAGGUCACCGUCAACGUGCGCCCCAGCCUCAGGCCCAGACAGACGGAGCUGAACGCCACCGCAGACGUCGGCCAAUCGGUGAUGCUGGCCUGCGACGCCGACGGGUUCCCGGAACCCAAUGUGACCUGGGCACGCAAUAACGUCGUCCUUGAAACGGACGAUAAGUACAGCCUGAACGAAGAUGGCUCCGAGCUGAUAAUAAAAGAUGUGAAGAAAGUGGAUGAAGGAGACUACACAUGCAUCGCCAAGAACAAGGCAGGGGAGACCGAGAGAGAAAUCAGCCUGAACGUUUUCGUUCAACCCAAAAUCACCUUCCUGGAGAACCAGACGGCGUCGGAGCUGGAGGAGCAGAUCACGCUGACGUGCGAGGCGACAGGCGACCCCACCCCCAGCAUCGUGUGGAGCUACGGCCGCCACCAGUUCUCCGAGGGGGAGCAGAGCUUUGACGGAAAUGUGGUGGUGCGGAGCGACGCGCGCGUGUCCUCCCUCACGCUGAAGUACGUGCAGUUCACCGACGCCGGCCAGUACCUGUGCACCGCCCGCAACUCCAUCGGCCUGGACACGCAGGCCAUGUACCUGGAAGUGCGCUAUGCGCCCAAGAUCCAGGGCGCGGUGGCGGUGUACACCUGGGAGGGCAACCCGGCCAACAUCAGCUGCGAGGUCCUGGCCCACCCGGGCGCCAGCGUGGUCUGGUUUCGCGACGGGCAGCAGCUGCCCAGCGCCAACGCCAGCAACGUCAAGAUCCUCAGCACCCCCACCGUCAGCUACCUGGAGGUCACUCCGGAAUCGCAGGCUGACUUUGGGAGCUACAACUGCACCGCCACCAACAUGAUCGGCAUGGAGUCCAAGGAGUUCCUCCUGAUUCAAGCAGACGUCCCCUCGGCCCCGUCCAUCGAGCGCGUGGAGCCCUACUCCAGCACGGCGGUGGUGGGGUUCGAGGAGCCCGACGCCAGCGGCGGGGUGCCCAUCCUCAAGUACAAGGUCCAGUGGCGCGUGUCCCAGGAGGAGCAGUGGACAGCCAGGGAGUUCGAGGUGGAGGAGGGUAUGCAGGUGAUCUUCGUCUCCGGCCUGCGGCCCGAGACCAGCUACGUGAUGAAGAUGUCCGCCAUCAACGGCAAGGGCGAGGGGGACAGCAGCGCCCCCGAGUCCUUCAAGACCGAGCCAGUCCGGGAGCCCAACCCCCCUAAGCUGGAGGCUAAGCUGCAGUCCAACGGUAACGUUCUCAAGGUCAACUGGAUCAAGCAGGACGAUGGGGGCUCUCCCAUCAAGCACUACCUGGUCAGAUACAAGGCUAAGCACAUGAGCGACUGGAAGCAGGAGCUCCGCCUGCCCAGCGGCAGCGAGCACGUGGUGCUGAGCGGCCUGGACUGGGACACCGAGUACGAGGUGCUCGUGCAGGCCGAGAACCAGCAGGGCAAGUCCACGCCUGGCUCCAUCUUCAUCAAGACCUCUCCGGAACCCACCACCAUUCCAGCGACCCUUGGCUGCUCCUGUGUGACGUCCACUGUGGUCUCUCUCAUCCUCUGUCUGCUGACUGUGAUCGUUCUCUCAUAAACUGGGCGGGGUUCAGAGCAGGGGAGGGCCCCUGUGCCUGCUCUCUCUCUCUCUCUCGCAUCGCGGCCGGGCCACUUUGUUUUGUACGCCCUCCAACCCUUCUGUGCAGGCUAAAAGAAGCGAACCGCCAGUUUCCCCGUAAAGGUUGGGCGGUUCGGGUGGGACUGGGGGGGGGGGAGGGGAGGGGUGGAGUGCGUGGUAUUGCAUUUUUCAUUGUUAAUUCUUUUUCGUUUUUGUUGCUGUUUUUGUUUCGCAUUCGAUUAUUCAGUCCCUUAAAGGCAACAGGUUUUUUUUUUUUCCCCCAAAAUUAAAAAACGCAAGACAACACGAUAUUUUCUCUGUUACACUAUAUACUUUUAUACGCUGCAGAGCUUCUGGAACGUGUUAGGGAAUGCUGUAUGUUUCUCCACAGGCUUCCCCCAGUCCGGGUUUCUUUUGAGUGGAAGACUGUAAAGGGGAGACAGGGUCUUGGUUAAUUAUAGUGAUCUGCUGUUCCAUAUCUCGUCUCCAUCUUAAUCUAAUGCUCAGCUGUCGCAGCCUACUUACUGUUUAAAUGUAGUGUUACCGUGUGAACGACAAGAAGUAUUUUUCAGCGGAUGCAAAAAAGAUGAGGAUUCAAAUGUUUUGUUCAAGUGUACUGUACAUAAUUAUGAUAAUUUCCUUUUUCCAGAACUAAAAAACAGGCCUUUCAUUUUGUUAUUGUUUUCGCAUUUUAACCUAAAAAUAAAUGGUAUUCUCAUGUAAACGCUACAGCCGAUUAACUGAAAAAAGAAUACAAGUUAAAGGUAUCAUUUUCAAUAUUGUACUAUGCUGGUAUUCUAUAAAAUAACUUUUGUAUGUACAUGCAGUACAAGUGUGUCCCUAUAUGAUAAAUGUUUUGGAAAUUAUGAGAAUGUGAUGAUCUAGUGAUGUGACUUUUUGGGGAAGAGUAUCACUUAGAACCGUACAAAAAUAUGUCUAUGUGUGUCUGUGUGCGUGCGUGUGUGUGUGUGGGUGGAACCCCUUUCAUUUGGUUUUUCAUCCUCUGGGUUGUACAAUUCAAGAUGAUGUCAUCGUUGCUCUGUUUUGUUUUUUGUUUUUUUGGGUAGAUUCAAUGAUUGAAGUGUCUUAUGUCUCGGAAAAGCUCCCCUUAAAUGGUGGUUUAAAUCGGGGGUAAAGAGUGCUCCUGAGGGGUGAGAAAUCUAACUGGGAUUAGUGUUUGCUGAGAGUUCCCUGGUGAACCUGCACUGCCCACAUUUUUAGAUUGACUCUGAUAAUAAAGAGAUGCACCUGGAGCUCCGCUCCCGGAUUUGCAUGUGCCAAUCAAAUCGCUCGUAUCCUCCUUUCUGUCGAAUCUUUUUAAGAUACGUUAUACUGUAAUUAUCUCUGAUUAUGACAAGACAAGCAAAGCAAUUGUGUUCAGUCAGAGGUUUAAGAUGGGUGUUUUGACUGUUGUGAUUUUGCGGCAGCAUUUGAGUCACAGAUACUGUAUCUUAAGUUCAAAUCAAGGUUUAAAAGUAGUAACGAGCAUGAAGAGUGUGCAUGCAGUCAGAUUUAAAUAUUUUCAUAGCAAAGGAUUUAGGUCAUUGAUACCACCAUAAAAUUAAACUCAGGAUCCAAUGCUGUACCAUGUCCUCUUUAUUUUUUGGAAUUAUUGUGUAUUACUGUGUUUUUUUCUUUUCUAUCCCAUGGUCACCUACUGAAACUAGCCAAAAAAAGUUAAACACAUGUUGCUGAGAAUAGUGUAGAUUAAUUAGAGGCCCAAGAGGUAUGAAAUAACCUGUGUAGUGUUGGAUAAUGAAACUGUUUCCUUUCACAUUCUGAACUAAAAGGCCACAUAUCUUGCCUAUAUAGAAAUCAUAGGGUUGCUGAUUUCUGAUGAAGAAAUAAAAAUGAAUCGGUAUAGUAAUACAUGCUUAGCUCAGUAAGGUUCAGUAAGGUUCAAAGUGAUUCAAAAUGGAUUAGUAGUAUCAAUUGUUUGCAGUCGUUUUGAACCUUACUGAGUGAACAAACUUAUCAGGAACAAAAUGUAAAGUGUUUUGGUGUUAGUGGAUUUAAUUAACUUCUUGUUUAUUUUUCUAGGUGGCUGUUGUUCUUUGGUUAAUUGUUUGGUUUAAUAUGUACAUUGAUUGGGCUAUGGACGUGCCUGUGCUGGAUCCAUAGGCCUAGCUCAUGCCCAAUUAGGCUUCAUAAAUUUGCUGUACGUCAGCUCUGCUGCAUGCUGAAUACGCAAACAAGCUGAAAAAUGUGACUCAAAACAACUGGAAAUGAUUUAUUUAUCCAAAACUGGCUAAACAGUUCGGACACUUUUGAAAUGCAGCUCGUUACAGUAAUUAACAGCUGUCCUCAUUUCGUUCUCCUGCAGUUUAAUUUCAGAUAAAUAAACAAAAAUAAAAUAAAAUCGGCUGGUGGAACUGCAGCACUUCUGGUUUGUUUGUCUUAAUCGCCGCAGCGACGCUAGCAUGGUCUUGCCUUAUUCGCUUGCUUGUGGACGUUCGGAGAGCUGGCGCUGAUGCUCCUGACAGCGUUGGCUGUGCGUACGGACCUGUUCUGUCUGCGUGGCGGUGAUUUACCGCAGCUUGUUGAAAUGCAGAGGAAACAGCCGAACUCACCCCCGAGGCGGAUGGCGCAGUGCUGGCUGCUGACGGAGGUGGCGGUAGAUGCGAGCCGUCAGUCUGAUUCGUGUCGCAGAAGGCCACUUUACAACACCAGGACCUUUAGAGGGAGCGGCAGAAUUGCCGGAGAGGCUGCAGCCGGAAUAAUGAGCCGUGUUUGUGUUGUCACCGGCUAGCCUCGGUAAAGGGAAGGUCAGCCUGAUCCUCCUGGAUUACACCAGCACCCGAAAAGCAGAAACAUUCGCUUUUAAGUCAGACUGCUUUUAAGUCAGACUGCUUUUAAUCUCGGCGAAUGACCAAUAUUAAAUCACCUGCUUCUGUUGUUGGUUUGUUUUAAGGCCAGUUGUUUCUGAUAAAAUUAUGGCACCUUGUUAGGGUUGGGAAACGAGUUGGGGAGCAAUGUUGUUUUUCUUCGAAGUUUUGCAAGCAGAUACAGAAUGUAUUUUUUAAAUGAUAAUGAUAAAGAAUUUUAUAUGAUCACUGUAAAUAAGUGUUUGCUUCCAGUAGAGAUUACUUGCACAAAUUAAAUUUGUAAAAAAAAAUGUUAAGAAAAGUAAUU